Sphaeroforma arctica JP610 is the source of this 153-nucleotide messenger RNA. RefSeq lists its product as hypothetical. Lineage: Eukaryota; Ichthyosporea; Ichthyophonida. The record is from RefSeq and is a predicted model, not a curated record. The annotation marks the transcript as partial. The transcript is spliced from 2 exons.
GAUGCGGAGCAAAUCUGGUGGCGGGGUGCGACUAUGCACUUGGACAAACCAGACCUGCUGGUGGCCAGGGCUAACAUGUCCACACACAUCCUGGCCAAUACGUUAGACGACGUCUUUUCCGUCCAAGGAGCACGGCAAAAUGAGGAGGGUUAG